Molecule: messenger RNA, 831 nt
Organism: Salarias fasciatus (jewelled blenny)
Lineage: Eukaryota; Metazoa; Chordata; Actinopteri; Blenniiformes; Blenniidae
Product: transcription factor IIIB 90 kDa subunit-like
Exons: 4
Coding region: 78-581 (167 amino acids)
Source: RefSeq, a predicted model, not a curated record
UGUGUGUGUAGAAGAAGAAGCCGUCCAGGAAGCGGCAGCAGCAGGAGGCGUCGUCGGCCGGAGAGGCCAUCGAGCGGAUGCUGGAGAAGAAGAAGAUCUCCAGUAAGAUCAACUACGACGUCCUCAGAGACCUGAACCGAGGGGACAGAGGGGACGGAGGGGACGCAGGGGACGCCGCCGGAGGCUCCGCCCCCCGGCCCCCCCGAGCCCGGCUCCGCCCCCGGCGACGCCCCCGUCGGCGCCAGCGUAACCGGAGCACCGAGGCCGACUGGGAGUUCGCCGCCAACACCACCAUGAUGGGCAAGAGGUUCCGUCGUCUCAUUUCUGCAAAGUCAAAGAGGAAAAACCCCGAUCCCCCGGUGGAGAGCCCCGUCACCAUGGAAACAGCGGUGAUGGACGUGUCUUCUGCGGGACACACAUGUCAACCAGAGGCCGACUGUAGCUCCGCCCCCUCCAGGACUCCGCCCCCUGUGGAGGAGGAGGAGGAGGAGGAGGUGGAGGAGGUGGAGGAGGAGUGUGUCAGCGCUCUGCAGCUGGUCGGAGAUUAUGGGUGUGAAGCAGAGGAGGAGGAGGUCUUUUAGCUCCGCCCACUGGUGCGAGGACGGGGAGGUCUUUUGGCUCCGCCCACUGGUGCGAGGACGAGGUCUUUUGGCUCCGCCCACUGGUGCGAGGACGAGGUCUUUUGGCUCCGCCCACUGGUGCGAGGACGAGGUCUUUUGGCUCCGCCCACUGGCCGGCCGCCAGCUGUUUGUUUGUUUACAUGUCUGAUAUUAUUUUUCUAUCACAAUGAGACCAAAUUCCUUCAGAAUAAAGCGCUUGAGCCUCACCUGC